AUGUCCAACACCGGAGACUCGGGCAAGAAGUGGGCGCUGCAGUGCACUGGCGUUGCACUCGAGACGGUCAACAAGCAUUCGAGCGACGAGGAGAUCACUCUGUUCGCUUCGGCAUACUGCCCUUUCGUCCAGCGGGCCUGGUCGGCGAUCGAGUUCCUCGAGGUUCCCUACAGGUACUAUGAGGUCGACGCCUACGCAAAGCCCAAGCCCGCCGAGCUCCUCGAAGUCUCGCCCAAAGGUCUCGUCCCCGGCCUCAAGCUUAAGAACAACGGCUCCCCACUUGGCCUCAACGAGUCCACCGUUCUUGUCGAGUACUUCGAGACCGUCGCCGAACAAACAACCAAAAAGACCCUCCUCCCGCCCGUAACAGAACCCUACGCCCGCGCCCUCGUCCGCCUGCAAUGCGACCACGUCUCGCGCUCCCUCGUCCCCAACUUCUACCGCUACCUCCAAGCCCAAGACCUCGACGCCCAGAUCCAAGGCUACAAAGACUUCCUCGAGUCCAUCGCCGCGCUGCUCGACCUCCAAGAGCGCUUCGAGAAGGAGGUGCCGAACGUUCCCAAGACGGGUGGCGGGCUAUACAGGGAGGGCGGAGAGAUGAAUCUGUUGGACGUUUAUGUCGCGCCGUGGCUUUAUAGGGCGAAGCUGGUGUUGGCGUAUUAUAGAGGGUUUGAGAUGCCGAAGGGGAAGAAGUUCUCGGCUUGGGUGGACCGCUUGUUCGCGCAUCCUGCGUUUGCGAACACGUGCAGUACGGACGAUGUGUACAUCGACUCGUACGAGAGGUACGCUUACAACCGCCCGAACAACAGCCAGAUGGCCGACGCCAUCAACUCGGGCCGCGCUCUUCCUUGA
Peniophora sp. CBMAI 1063 is the source of this 852-nucleotide messenger RNA. Lineage: Eukaryota; Fungi; Basidiomycota; Agaricomycetes; Russulales; Peniophoraceae. The record is from the annotation of a GenBank genome assembly.